Molecule: messenger RNA, 939 nt
Organism: Gigantopelta aegis
Lineage: Eukaryota; Metazoa; Mollusca; Gastropoda; Neomphalida; Peltospiridae
Product: LWamide neuropeptides-like
Exons: 1
Coding region: 1-939 (312 amino acids)
Source: RefSeq, a predicted model, not a curated record
AUGGGGCAGAAGUACUCCUGCAGAUUGGGGUCUGGGGGCAGAAGUACUCCUGCAGAUUGGAGUCAUGGGGCAGAAGUACUCCUGCAGAUUGGGGUCUGGGGGCAGAAGUACUCCUGCAGAUUGGAGUCAUGGGGCAGAGGUACUACAGAUUGGGGUCAUGGGGCAGAAGUACUCCUGCAGAUUGGGGUCUGGGGGCAGAAGUACUCCUGCAGAUUGGAGUCAUGGGGCAGAGGUACUACAGAUUGGGGUCUAGGGGCAGAAGUACUCCUGCAGAUUGGGGUCUGGGGGCAGAAGUACUCCUGCAGAUUGGAGUCAUGGGACAGAAGUACUCCUGCAGAUUGGGGUCUGGGGGCAGAAGUACUCCUGCAGAUUGGAGUCAUGGGGCAGAGGUACUACAGAUUGGGGUCAUGGGGCAGAAGUACUCCUGCAGAUUGGGGUCUGGGGGCAGAAGUACUCCUGCAGAUUGGAGUCAUGGGGCAGAGGUACUACAGAUUGGGGUCUAGGGGCAGAAGUACUGCAGAUUGGGGUCUGGGGGCAGAAGUACUCCUGCAGAUUGGAGUCAUGGGGCAGAGGUACUACAGAUUGGGGUCUGGGGGCAGAAGUACUCCUGCAGAUUGGAGUCAUGGGGCAGAAGUACUCCUGCAGAUUGGAGUCAUGGGGCAGAAGUACUACAGAUUGGGGUCUAGGGACAGAAGUACUCCUGCAGAUUGGGGUCUAGGGACAGAAGUACUCCUGCAGAUUGGAGUCAUGGGACAGAAGUACUCCUGCAGAUUGGAGUCAUGGGACAGAAGUACUCCUGCAGAUUGGGGUCUAGGGGCAGAAGUACUCCUGCAGAUUGGAGUCAUGGGGCAGAAGUACUCCUGCAGAUUGGGGUCAUGGGGCAGAAGUACUCCUGCAGAUUGGAGUCAUGGGGCAGAAGUACUGCAGAUUGGUGUCUAG